GCCUGGUUGAGGCAGAGCUAGAGGCCAUAUUGGAAUCUAUGAAGUCGGCUUGCACUUUGAUGGAACUGAGUGUCUGUCGUUUUGGGAGUCUCUAAAAUCGCUCUCCCGGAUUUAUACCCGAGUGAUUGCGCAAGGCAUUCCACGUGAGACCCUGCCAAGAGUGGACGGCAAGUUGUCUCGCUUCUUUUGUGGAAAAAAAAUGAGUCCAACCGAUGCUAAACGAGGGGCUAAACGCAGGAAGAACAAGCGGGGCGGUGGCAGCAGCUGCAGUGCUGUCUGCAACACCAGCGGUGGCAAGGCCGGGGUCGCCUCGGCCCUGGGCUGUGCUGGGGGGGCAGCGACACCUGCCUCCUCUGUCGUCAGCUUCCUAACACCUGGCAGCAGCACAGGCAGCGGGAAUAUCGGCUCCAUCACGGGCAUAAACGGAGAGGUCAAAGUAAACAACAGUGUUACACCACAGUUUACGGAAGGACCAGUGAAUGCUGACUUCUCCGGGGUCCUUCAGACACCAUUCACGUUUGGCUUGAACCAGCGAGCUCCCUACACGGCCGGAGAUCGCUGCCUCUUAUGUCGGUGUGAGCGCAAAGACAGUGCCAUGCCUUCAGAGGCGGGGAUCCUGGGCCAGAACGGUACGGCACAGCCCAGCAAGACGCCCAGCGCCCUGCAGCUGCCUCUAUGGGUGUGCUCGGACUGCAGGCGCACAGUGGAGAAGGAGGACCGGCACACAGCUCUGGAACAGUCGUUGGGGAGCCAGGACUUCCUUUUGCACAUGCCUGUGGGUAACGGGAGCCUGGGCCAGGAGGCAGCCACCGGGGACAGACUGACCACUGCUGUGCCUACACUACCCAUGCUCCCUGCCCCCGACCUCACCGCACCCAUGCCUGCCGAUACAGUGUGCAGCUGCGAAGCCUGCAAUGAGAGACGGGAGAUCUCGGCUGAAUCGGAGACAGAGUCCCAGCAGCUACAGAACCACUGGUCGGAGGUUCGUUACCUGGUACGCUGCAUCUACCGUCAGACAGGAACACCGCUAGCAGACGACCACGACCAGCCCCUAGAGAGAGACAAGGACGGCAUGAAGGAGCUGGUCGACAGACUCUGUGAGAAGGACCCCUUCCAGCUGUAUCAACGGUUGGAGCAGCAAGCGCGUGAAUACGUCUUGGAAAUGAAGGUGCGGCUACUGAAGCACCUAUCGACAGGACCCAAGACUACAGGACCAGCGGGGACCGUGGCUGCAGCCCUGGGUCCUCCUCAGGCCUACCAGUUCAUUUCCCUGCUCCUGGAGGAGUACAACGCCCUCUGCCAAGCUGCACGCACCAUCAGCAGCUUCCUGCUCACCCUGGAAAAUGAGCACCUCCAGAAAUUCCAGGUGACGUGGGAGCUGCACAACAAGCACCUUUUUGAGAAUCUGGUGUUCUCUGAGCCGAUCUUGCACAGCAGUUUACCUGCACUGGUUGCACAGCUGAAACAUGGCACAGCCUCCCAUGAUUCAUACAAUGAAGAUAUGUACAGGACCUUGUUAGAAAGCUACCAUCAGCUGCAGCAGGAGAUGGCUUCAGUGGCUACUGAAUGGCAGGAGUGUGAGAAGAGGAUUGACGACUAUGUAGAUGAACAGCUGCUUUUUAAGGUGGAGGGUCAGAGCGUCACCAACCAAAGAACAGAGCCACACAAGUCCUUGAUUAGCAAAAAUACUUUAAAGACGAAGCAGCGAAUGCUGAAGGAGGACUGGGAGUUCUUCAAGCAGAGAAGAUUUAUAGAAGAACAGUUACCGAACAGUAAGAAGUCCCCGGCUGGAGAAAACAACUUCACAGACACUAUGAGGAUGCUCUCAUCUCGCCUGAGUAUUCCAGACUGCCCAAACUGCAAUUAUCGAAGAAGGUGCACGUGUGAUGACUGUAGUCUCUCCCACAUCCUGACCUGUGGUAUCAUGGACUCUCCCAUCGCUGAGGACCUCCACAUCAAGCUGCCCCUGCAGGGGGAACCUCCUCGUGACUACCUGGCCGAGGUGCACCCCCCCAGCCUCUCCUCCGGCAGCUCGGCGUCCGGCUCCAACUCCAGUUCUCCCAUCACCAUCCAGCAGCAUCCCAGGCUCAUCCUGCCUGAAGGGGACACCAACACUUUUAUCAGUGAUGAUGACGAAGUGCCUCCGUUGUCCAGUAAGUUCGGGGACAUCUACCCGAUGAGUGGUUAUGAGGACAACAGUGUUGUGGCUGCAGCUGUGAACGGCCUCCAUAAUGACAUGAACGGUGAAGGUGAAAACGUGGAACUAAAGGCUGGGUCUCCACGCAUGACCAGCAGCAGCAGCUCAUCAGAGGGUGACGAGGAGGAAGUCAACGGGGAGGUUGGAGGGGAGCCUCGAGGCCAGCAGGAGGAGCUUUCCUCAGGAAAGACCAACAGUCCUCCACCUUCCUACAACCACCAACAGGUAGAACAGGUCCACCAUGCCUGCGAGUGCCACGUGUGCAACCAGGACCCCAGCUCCUCCACCCUGGGCCCCGCCACAUGCCUGCCCCCUAGUCGGCUCCACGCUGCACCUCCUCCCCCUGUGGGACACCAGUUCUUCACAGACAGCAAGACCCCUCCUGCCCACCCCGCCCUGCACCUCUACCCCCACAUCCACGGUCACUUGCCCCUACACAACUUCUCCCGGCCCCUCCUGCACCCGACACUCUACCCCCCCAGUCCUCCUCUCACACACAACAAGCCUCUGCCCCCGAACCCGACAGCAAAUCACUCUGCGGCGAAGCAGCUGGCCUUCAGCCCGUCGUUACCAGAACACGUUUACCAGAACUGCUUCGGCGGCGCCGGCGGAGCAGGAGACUGGAACAGCUCGCUGCAGUGCCUCUCGCUCAAGUUUGAGAAUCUGUGGGACGCUGCUGUGAUGAAGAGCUGGAACCCGUCUGUGCUGUUACCGGAGUCUCUGCCAGGUGACAUGCUUGGCCCCCCCCUCGCUGACGUGCCCCUCCCCCCAACGUCAGCCAUCGGCCCCCAGGGGGAACACCCCUCGCUGCCCACUCCCAUCCCCCCCUCCUGCUCCACUUCCUCCUCGCUGUCCUCGUCUUCAUCGUCAUCGUCGUCGUCAUCGUGCUCCUCUUCAGAAGCCAAACAGCAGAAGAAGAGCGGCGCCAAGAAGAAGUGUCUCUACAAUUUCCAGGAUGCCUUCAUGGAGACCAACCGAGUAGUGAUGGCCACCUCCGCCUCCACGUCCUCCGUGUCCUGCACUGCCACCACUGUCCAGUCAAGUAAUAACCCACCCAUCCACCUAGCAUCUAAAAGACCCAACUCCUUAGACGAUGUAUUUCACAAUCUAGGUAAAGAGGACCAUAGGCAACCCGCUCCAGCUCCACCUAGAAACUGCCCCGCAGGACUGACCUCCCUCCCUCCACUGUCGGGCCCCACCCUCCCCCCAGCACCCACCACACACCUUCCCACAAUGGGAUCCCAGCCCUUUCCAAAGAUGGCCGCUCCAGCCCCAGACUUCAUGGAGGCCCAUCAGGGUCUGUGCCUCCCGCCCGCCGAGCCUCCGGCCCCCUUAGCUGAUUGUCCCGUCAGCGCUCCGCCCAGCGUCUGCAGUGAUCCUGACUGUGAAGGCCACCGCUGUGAGGGGAACGGGGCGUACGAGCAGCCGUACGAUGGCGAGGAGAGUCAGGACGAGGACAGCUGCUCCGAGCACAGCUCCUCCACCUCCACCUCCACCAACCAGAAAGAAGGAAAGUACUGUGACUGCUGCUACUGCGAGUUCUUUGGCCAUGGCGGGCCCCCAGCUGCUCCUACCAGUCGAAACUAUGCAGAGAUGCGGGAGAAACUGCGCUUGCGUCUGACGAAACGUAAGGAGGAGCAGCCGAAACGUGAGGAGCAGCAGCCGGUGAUAGAAGGACGGGACGGAGGGGUGGAGGACCACAGGCGGGUGGAGGACCUACUGCAGUUCAUCAAUAGUGCCGACAACAAACCGGCCUCCAGUUCUAAGGCAGCCAAACGGGCCCGGCAUAAACAGAAGAAGAUGGAGGAGAAGGCUCGUCUGGAGGCAGAGGCCCGUGAAAGGGAGGAGCAGCAGAUUUUGGAAGAGCAGCAACGGCGGCAGCGGCAGGAAGAGGAAGAGGCGGCGCUUCAAAAGGAACUGCUCCGGCUGCAAGAGUUGCAGCAACACCGCGCCGCCAAGAAGAAAAAGAAAGAGAAGGCAAAGGAAAACACCGCUCCCCCACAAAACAACCCACAGCCCCUCAAACAGACAGCUCAGAACGUCCUAGAUAACCUACAGAACGGAAAGUCACAGUCACUGCUCCAAUCCCUCAUCCGCCUCCCUGACCAGAAGGAAACCAGGUUCGACCCCGUACCCCGGCCCAACACACAGCACAGCCCAAAACACAAGAGUGACAGGGUGUUUUCUACCGAGACCAACAUCCCAAACUGUCAAGCCAUCCUCCACAACGGCACCCCCACAUCUCAGCUCGAGGCCAACAAUAAAGUCAAGGCCAAGCCGUCUGCUAAAGUGGCAGCUUGUGAGGUGGCCGUAAAGAAAGCGCCGGAGCUACACAAGAGCUCAGACGCGCCGGCGAAGCUAGCGAACGGCGCCAUCCCCACCAUCAGCGCUACAGCGGACGCCAAAGCGACGCGGAUCCGACCUGCUGAGGUUCCUCUCUCCACCGCUGAGCCGAGGCGGGAGGACAGGUGUAACAUCAGGAGCGCCAGCGGGAAAAGGCAGCAGCAGCAGCUACAACAACCGCUGACCCAAAACAAGGAGGACAGAAGGAGUCCCCCUGUGUCAAACCCCUCCCCGUCCCCCCCGCCGGCCUCCCAGUCCGACCAGCAGAACGGCAAACCUCCCAGUGCAGAGUCCCCACAGCCCAAAGGCAAGGCCAAGAAGAACAAGAAGAAGAAGGGGGACAAGAUGAACACCUCAAUAGAUGAUGUAUUCUUGCCCAAAGACAUCGACCUGGAUAGCACUGAAAUGGAUGAAACGGAGCGAGAGGUGGAAUAUUUCAAAAGGUUUUGCUUGGAUUCUGCCCGGCAGACUCGCCAGCGGCUUUCCAUCAACUGGUCAAACUUUAGUUUGAAGAAAGCCACGUUUGCUGCACAUUGAGGCCGUUAGUGAGUGACUGUCAGGACACAAUCAGUACCUUAACAGCUAUACCAACCCACCCGUCCCCUCCCCCGCCCCUCGCCACCACCCCUUUACCUCCAUCCGACUGUUGUCCUUCCAGAACUUCUCUCCCGCUGUGCCCAAAUCACACCCACGCUGCCUUGCUUUGUUCUUGUCGCUGUGUGGUUCCAACACAGACCCCAUCUGGACUGAUCCACCUGCAGAGCUAAAAACAAAAAUUAAAUUAAAUGACACAAAAAGAAUCACAAAAUGCUACUUUACAUCUGAUUUAAUUUUCCUUGCGUGCUUGUAUGCUUUUUAGUCUGAGUCGGGCAUUUCUCUUGACUGAAAAAAAAGCCAUGGUAUGAAAUUAUUUUUCUUAUAUUGGCUUACCUGUAGUCAAAAGAUGCUUACUAUGUCUGGAUGGUUCUCCCCCCCAACCCCUCCCCCCCCUCUACACCCCCCAAAAAAGAGACAAUGGAAACUACAAAAAAAGAGAAAUGUAUUGAAUUAAAAGCUGUAUUUGAGAUAUUGUGGCUUACUAUCCCGUCGUUUCCCGUUCCUAGCACGGCAUCUCAUCCACAUGAUUGACAAGGGAAUGGGCUUGGUCAGCUGGUCUCCACUCCCUGCUCCCCCCCUCCUCCUCCUCCUCCACCACCACCACCAACACCUCCUCCACCCUAUUUCACAGAAAGGAGGAAAGCGUAAUACUUGACAAUGUUCUUUUUUGGUUUUUAAGUUCUGUUUAACAAACUGUUGAGUAAAAGUGUACCAGUUACAGUUUUUGUUUUCUUUAUUUUUGACCUGUAGCCAGCUUGUAUCAGAAUACUUUCAGAAUGAAAUUGAAAAAGAACAAUACUCACACUAUCAAUCUGUUAUAGAGUGUAUAUUGUAUUAACACUGAAGCCAAACUGGCUACUUUUAACAUAUUGUUAAGUAAUAUUAAAUCUUGUCUUUCUUUUUUGAAAGAUGGAAUACAGUAGAAUGGCAGGA
Centropristis striata (black sea bass) is the source of this 6070-nucleotide messenger RNA. RefSeq names its product family with sequence similarity 193 member A (gene fam193a). The record is from RefSeq and is a predicted model, not a curated record. Lineage: Eukaryota; Metazoa; Chordata; Actinopteri; Perciformes; Serranidae.